CACAUACUCCAUUGAUACAGUAAUGGUAGUGGGUUGAGUGAUGAAAAAGAGUGUAAAAAUGUGGCAAGAGAUGAUGAUGAAGGAAGAAGCAGAAGAGGAAGAGAUUGAGAGAUUAUUUAUGGGUGUUAUGGGAGGAUAUAAAGAUGCUUUCAUGCCGCCAUUGACGGAUUUUUCCACCAUUAAUGAGAUGGGUUCAAGCUCAUCCUAUGGGAAUAAGAGGCACAAAAAAGAAGCUCCUCUUGCUGAUGAUAAUAUGCAUAAGGAACGUAACAGAAGAGGGAAAAUGGCUGAGUUGUACUCUCUGCUUCAAUCCUUAGUCCCAACAAUCUCCCACAUCCAUAAGGCGACGAGGGAGAAGAUUGUGGCGGAAUCUAUAGAUUACAUCAAACGUCUUGAGGAAGAAGUAUUGAGGUUGAAGAAUCUGAAGAAGUCAGUAGUGGUGUAUAAACCUGCUUUAUCUCAAUGGAGAAACAGGGUUUCUUCUGUUAAUGCUACUGUAUCGAAAGGAUUAGCAUUUUUCGGGAUCCAAUUUCAGCUCACACAAGGACUGAUGACUAACAUCUUCUCGGUUCUUGACAAGCAUCAGGCUGAGGUUUUGGCUGCUAAUAUCUCUGUAAGUGACCAUCAGCUAACGACAUUGACAAUCACAGUAACCAUAGGAAAUAAUGAAAGUAAUACAGUAGAGAGUAUUCGGAGAGAAUUGCUUCUUUUUUAGAAUUGUUUUUGUGAUUUAUAUGCAUUGGUUGAUGGAUAUCAUCAAGUUUUUCGAGAUCUUUUUUGUGUUGUUGCUGAUUAUGCAUGAAUCAUUAUUUAUAGAAAAUGCAUACGGAUAGUUCUAACAGAUG
Messenger RNA from Solanum lycopersicum (tomato), 845 nucleotides. RefSeq names its product transcription factor NAI1-like. The record is from RefSeq and is a predicted model, not a curated record. Gene Ontology annotation, biological process: endosperm development; regulation of DNA-templated transcription. Gene Ontology annotation, molecular function: protein dimerization activity; DNA-binding transcription factor activity. NCBI's taxonomy places the organism in Eukaryota, Viridiplantae, Streptophyta, Magnoliopsida, Solanales, Solanaceae.